AUGGAUAUAAUCAGUAAGUCGCACAGCGACUGGAGCAGCCUGGUGGUCUUGUUCCCCAAGAUGAAUGGGUCAGUCUGGUUCCGUGUGGACAAUAAAAAAGUCAACACGGUGUCUAAAUUUGAUAUGUAUCUGAUGUCUCACAUUGGAAUACAUUUGUUGCUGAUCAACACAUCUACUGCUUACAUUCUCACCACCCUGAAGAGCAUUUUUACUCAGCAACACACAUCUUACUGUGCUAACAGUAAAGUACGGCUUCCAAACUGCAACCUCAAUGAUGAGAAAACCUUGAAGAAAAAGGGAAGAGGGACAUUUGAUGUCAGAGUGGAGAAGAACCACAACAUUUGUGCUGUGACAUGGUACAACACCCGUCAGGUGACACUUGUGUCAUCCUUUACUGGCCCAGAACCAGUGGAAAAGGUUAAACGUUGGGACAAAACUGCCAAAACAUUUGUGGAAGUUCAGAGGCCUAACAUCGUGGCGACCUACAACAAAAACAUGGGGGGAGUGGAUUUGCUGGACUCACUUGCGGCCAAGUACAAGUUUCCUCUCAAGUCCCAUCGUUGGUACAUCUACAUCUUCUGGCACACAAUUAUUCUAGCUGUGAUCAACGCUUGGCUCCUGUACAAACGGGACUGCAAGGCCUGGGCUAUUCCAAAGAAAGAGAUCCUGAUCAGGAGACGGUUUCAGGCCCAGUUGGCAUCCUCCCUUAUCCUGACUGGCACAUCUGUCCCAGUGCCAAAGCGAGGGCGGCCAUCCUCAAGCCCUAUGAGUUCUCCAGCUGCUAGGCCCUCUAAGAGGAGAAAUGCACACCCACCAAGUGAUGUCUGCAAAGACAUGACUGGGCAUUUCCCCCAUCAAAGCUGACGGGGGAAGGUGCAGACAGUGUGCUAAAGGCUACACUAACACUGUUUGUAUGAAGUGUGAUGUCCGCCUUUGU
This is a messenger RNA of Neoarius graeffei (lesser salmon catfish), 937 nucleotides long. RefSeq names its product piggyBac transposable element-derived protein 2-like. The transcript has 3 exons. The record is from RefSeq and is a predicted model, not a curated record. The coding region runs from base 1 to 864 and encodes 287 amino acids. NCBI's taxonomy places the organism in Eukaryota, Metazoa, Chordata, Actinopteri, Siluriformes, Ariidae.